Messenger RNA from Medicago truncatula (barrel medic), 2067 nucleotides. Its product is annotated as general transcription and DNA repair factor IIH subunit TFB2. The transcript is spliced from 15 exons. Gene Ontology annotation, cellular component: transcription factor TFIIH holo complex; transcription factor TFIIH core complex. Gene Ontology annotation, molecular function: ATPase activator activity; double-stranded DNA binding. The record is from RefSeq and is a predicted model, not a curated record. The coding region runs from base 464 to 1819 and encodes 451 amino acids. NCBI's taxonomy places the organism in Eukaryota, Viridiplantae, Streptophyta, Magnoliopsida, Fabales, Fabaceae. Gene Ontology annotation, biological process: nucleotide-excision repair.
UCUAUCGGAGUUUAUAUAUAUCAGUGCAACACAUCUAAGCGAUUGCAAUAUACAAGAAUUUAACUUCUAUCAAAUUGAUUUUAGCCAGAGGCAAAAGCUACUAGAAUCGAUUUUGAAAUGAAGAAUCACGUUAAUAACUGAUUGCCAAACAUGUUUCAAAUAGCAUGAAAUCACGUUUGUAGUGAUAAACGCUUCUCCGAUCGAUUUCGACCUCUGCUCUCCCACUCUUUCUCCGACAGCGGCGUCGCCUUCUCUGUUUUCAGUUCCGACGCAAAUCUAGUCGCGUGCUUUUUCCAGAUUCCAAACCAUUUCGUAUCAAAACCAGAAACUGUUCCCAAUUUCAGUAUCUGGAGAUUGCGCCAAAUAUUAAUCUUGAAGUAGAUUCUCUAGUGAAAUUCUUCGUUAAGUUUCACUCUUUUUUUCUUUUUCCUUCAUUUGUUUAGAAAAGCAAAACGAAAUCUAAAUGCCUGAGGUUAGGAUCAUUGCCAAGAAUUUCAUGGACAUGGUGGCUUCAAUGCCUACCAUCAAACUUGAUAAACUCUACGAGAAUGGAUUCAUCUGCGAAGCUAUUCUCAGGUCUCUUCCACCUCUUGCAAAGAAAUAUGUGUUACAGUUAUUUCAUAUUGAUGGACCUGUGCCUGCUAAAUUAUUGGCGGAAUGGGUGCUUCCAGAUGGACUAUCAAAGCACAAAGUUGCCAUUGAUAGAUUGGUUCAAUUGGGAGUUUUUGUUGAAGCUCUUGACAGUAAGAACGGAAAAACUUACAAAGUUAAUCCAACAUAUCAGAGAAGUCUCCAGAAACUUUUAGUACAUGGUGGAACUUUGCCGAGGGAAUCAAUGCCUUCUAAUAUUACUGUGAGGCUCCCAACCUUAGAGGAUCUUGAGACUUAUGCUCUGGAACAAUGGGAGUGUUUCUUGUUGCAACUUAUAAGCCCAAGUCAUGUUGACAAGACCUUAAACAUAAGCUCUUCUUUGAUGAAAGUUUUCCAGCGGCGUCUCCUGAGUCAGAGAGACAGAGAAGCUCCCAAAUUAACUGAAAGUGGUUUCCAGUUUUUGCUGAUGGAUACAAAUGCACAGCUUUGGUACAUCAUCAGAGAAUAUAUCACUAAUUCUGAGGAGAGAGGUGUUGAUGCUGGUGACUUGAUAUCAUUCAUGCUGGAGCUUAGUUUUCAUGUCAUUGGGGAGGCAUAUAAUAUAAACACAUUGACAGAAUUUCAGAGGAACAUAAUUAAGGACCUUGCAGACCUUGGGCUUGUCAAACUUCAACAGGGCAGGAAAGAAAGUUGGUUUAUACCAACAAAAUUAGCAACAAAUCUUUCAGUGAGCAUGACCGAAUCAUCAUCAAGAAAGGAGGGAUUUGUUGUCGUGGAAACAAAUUUUAGAGUUUAUGCUUACUCAACUUCAAAAUUACACUGUGAGAUAUUGCGGUUAUUUUCAAGGGUAGAGUAUCAGCUUCCAAAUCUUAUUGUUGGAGCUAUUACAAAAGAAAGCUUGUAUAAUGCUUUUGACAAUGGCAUUACAGCAGACCAGAUAGUCAGUUUCUUUCGGCAGAAUGCUCAUCCUCGUGUUGCACAGAGGAUACCAGCAGUGCCUGAAAAUGUCACAGAUCAGAUUAGGUUGUGGGAAUCAGAUCUAAACAGAGUUGAGAUGACAGAAGCAUAUUAUUACGAUGAGUUCCCAUCCAGGGAUGUAUUUGAAGGCGCUUGUGACUGCGCCAGAGAAUGGAGUGGUUUAUUAUGGGAAGAUUCAAAGAAGAUGCAUUUGGUGGUCAAGUCUGAGGUUCAUACUUACGUACGAGAUUUUUUACGCCGCCAAAAGUAGUAAGAAAGCUACACAUUCUGAUGCAUUUUAUGGUUAGCAAAUAUGCAAUGGUAACCAUCGGGGGAGCAAUAUGGUCACACCAUUGGCAGACACAAUCAUUUUUCCAUGUUUCAUAUAUUAUUUUGUUCCUUUUAGAAAAAGGUUUUAUUGUAGCUCUGAAAUGUUUUAUAUUUUAUUACAGAAUUACAAAACUAAAAGAUUAUAAUUUUGCGGUACAUAAAAGUAUUACAGAGCUUUUCUUUUUAUUU